GGUAUUGUGAGAGUCACGGACUGCGGUUCGAAAUUGGAUCAGUCUUCGCCCUGCCUGGAGAAUUGCCUUGCCACAGGUACCGCUGUCACAGCAGUGGACGUGUCAGCUUUCAUAGUGGCAGUUGCCACCACAAAGACCGGUGUUGGCCCGUGGAUUCCACAUUCCGCAGUGGCUGUGUGACAUUGAAGUGCAUCAAAAGUUACGAGUUAGGCAGAAACAAAUAUACGGCGACGGUGAUCGAUAAAAAGUGUGCAGACUUGUAUGGCUCAUGUCACGACCUAGGCAGCAAGUUCAGCUACUUUGUAGAUGGCCGGGUGUACCAUAAAUGUACCUGCAUGGUAGAUGAUAGUGGCAUUACGGAAUACGAAUGCAAGAAUUAG
Molecule: messenger RNA, 380 nt
Organism: Candidula unifasciata
Lineage: Eukaryota; Metazoa; Mollusca; Gastropoda; Stylommatophora; Geomitridae
Source: the annotation of a GenBank genome assembly